Trichoderma aggressivum f. europaeum is the source of this 1269-nucleotide messenger RNA. RefSeq names its product CAZyme family GH5. The transcript has 4 exons. Gene Ontology annotation, molecular function: mannan endo-1,4-beta-mannosidase activity. The coding region runs from base 1 to 1269 and encodes 422 amino acids. Lineage: Eukaryota; Fungi; Ascomycota; Sordariomycetes; Hypocreales; Hypocreaceae. The record is from RefSeq and is a predicted model, not a curated record.
AUGAAGCUCACAAAGAGUUCCCUCCUUGCCGCUGCAACUGCAGCCUCGACAUUGGCGGCGGUGCUACAACCAGUUCCGCGUGCUUCUAGUUUUGUGUCGAUAUCAGGGACCCAGUUCAACAUUGAUGGCAAAGUAGGCUACUUUGCGGGCACCAAUUGCUACUGGUGUUCUUUCCUUAGCAAUCCCGCGGACGUUGAUACAACGUUCAGCCACAUUGCUUCCUCUGGACUCAAGGUCGUGCGUGUCUGGGGCUUCAACGAUGUCAACCAGCAGCCUUCCCCUGGAAACAUUUGGUUCCAGAAGUUAUCAGCAUCUGGGUCCACGAUCAAUACUGGAGCCGACGGACUACAGCUCCUUGAUAAUGUAGUCAAGUCAGCUGAGCAGCAUAACCUCAAGCUCAUUAUUCCAUUUGUCAACAACUGGAAUGACUAUGGUGGAAUCAACGCCUAUGUGAAUGCCUUUGGCGGCAAUGCCACUACUUGGUUCACUAAUUCGGCAGCUCAAGCUCAGUACCGCAAGUACAUUCAGGCUGUCGUCAGUCGUUACAUCAACUCGACGGCCAUCUUUGCGUGGGAGCUGGGCAACGAGCCUCGCUGCAACCAGUGCGAUACUGGCGUCAUAGUUACAUGGGCUACAAGCGUAUCUCAGUACGUCAAGUCACUCGACUCAAACCAUCUUGUGACGCUUGGAGAUGAGGGACUUGGUCUCAGCACCGGAGACGGCUCUUAUCCGUAUACUUAUGGAGAGGGCACCGACUUUGCCAAGAAUGUACAAAUCAAGACACUCGACUUUGGUACUUUCCACCUUUACCCGGAUUCUUGGGGCACAAACUAUCCUUGGGGAACUACUUGGGUUCAAACCCAUGCUGCGGCCUGUGUAGCAGCAGGCAAGCCAUGCGUGUUUGAAGAAUACGGUGCACAGAACAAUCCCUGCACUAACGAGGCUCCCUGGCAAAGCACCUCUUUGGCAACUCGCGGUAUGGGCGGCGAUAUGUUUUGGCAGUGGGGAGACACCCUUUCCUACGGUCAAUCGAACAGUGAUCCAUACACUGUCUGGUACAACUCAUCGAACUGGCAAUGUUUGGUUCAAAACCACGUUACGGCUAUCAACGGAGGCACUCCUCCUCCUCCCGCCUCUUCGACUACGGCUGUCUCGUCUAGGACGACAUCGACCGCCUCGCAACCGACUGGCAGCUGCUCCCCCUUUGUGUGCCUUGAUGAAGCGCUGGAGAUGCAGUACAUGUACUCAGCUACGAAGUUGAUACAAUGA